Molecule: messenger RNA, 561 nt
Organism: Chanos chanos (milkfish)
Lineage: Eukaryota; Metazoa; Chordata; Actinopteri; Gonorynchiformes; Chanidae
Gene: tnfaip8l3
Product: tumor necrosis factor, alpha-induced protein 8-like 3
Exons: 1
Coding region: 61-561 (166 amino acids)
Biological process (GO): regulation of apoptotic process
Cellular component (GO): cytoplasm
Source: RefSeq, a predicted model, not a curated record
CAGGAGACUUUCAACUCCAAGAGCUUAGCCCUGCAGGCCCAGAAGAAAAUUCUCAGCAAGAUGGCCACCAUGGCAGUGGCUAACCUCCUGACAGACGACACCAGUAGUGAGAUUCUGGAUGAGCUGUACAAAGCCAGUCGUGAGUUCACCAAGAGCAAGAAGGAAGCCCACAAGAUAAUCAAGGACGUCAUCAAGAUAGCACUAAAAAUUGGAAUCCUCUAUCGCAACCACCAGUUUGGCCCUGAAGAGCUGGACACGGUCGAACGGUUCAAGAAGAAAAUGAACCAGGCAGCCAUGACAGCAGUCAGCUUCUAUGAGGUGGAGUACACCUUUGACCGUGGGAUCCUGUCAGAGCUGCUGCUGGAAUGCAGAGAUCUUCUCCAUGAGCUAGUGGAGCACCACUUGACAGCUCGGUCUCACAGUCGAAUCGACCACGUUUUCAACCACUUCGCUGAUGUGGACUUCCUAACUGAGCUAUAUGGCUCGUCUGAUGAAUACAGACUCUACCUGAGGAAAAUCUGUGAUGGCAUUAACAAACUGCUGGAUGAGGGUGUGCUUUAA